Scatophagus argus is the source of this 3411-nucleotide messenger RNA. RefSeq names its product homer scaffold protein 2 (gene homer2). The coding region runs from base 507 to 1571 and encodes 354 amino acids. NCBI's taxonomy places the organism in Eukaryota, Metazoa, Chordata, Actinopteri, Scatophagidae. Gene Ontology annotation, cellular component: dendrite; plasma membrane; cytoplasm. The record is from RefSeq and is a predicted model, not a curated record. Gene Ontology annotation, molecular function: G protein-coupled glutamate receptor binding. Gene Ontology annotation, biological process: G protein-coupled glutamate receptor signaling pathway; regulation of store-operated calcium entry. The transcript is spliced from 9 exons.
GUGUGGGCGGCUCAGGCAGGCGUGUGAGCAGGUGGAAGCCGCUCCGUGUCGCUGCUGCUGUCGCCUCUCAAUGAAACUCAAUACCGCCGGGGAGGAAGAAACUCCGCGCAGCGAGCAAGCCGGGGAAACGCAAGCAUUAACUUAAUUCAUCAGUUUGAAGAGACAGAGGAAGGAGGCGUUCUGAAGUGGGAUUUAUUGUGCUUGCGUGCCAGAAGAGGAAAAACAAACAAACAAGCGAUCAUAAAAAAAAAAAAAACUUGGUGAAAUGACGAGCGCUGUGUGAGGCUGAGCUUGACAACCCGGAGAAUCGAGUUUACGAAGAAGUGCUCUCAUAUUUCAGUUGUCCGUCAGCAGCAAGAGGACUUGCUCGAAGCCGGGGAAUGAACUCUUCGGACCGCUAAUCACCUCUGGACUUGGACCGCGCUUUAAAAACACAAUUUUCCUCCCAACCCGCAGCCUAUAGAGCCCGCAUACAGCAAAAGGAGUUGUUCCUCAAGUCCGCGGCGAUGGGGGAGCAGCCGAUCUACACCACCAGGGCCCAUGUCUUCCAGAUUGACCCAUCCACCAAGAAGAACUGGGUCCCUGCCAGCAAGCAAGCUGUCACCGUCUCCUACUUUUACGACAGCACGCGUAACAGCUACCGUAUCAUAAGCGUGGAUGGAUCCAAGGUGAUCAUCAACAGCACCAUCACACCCAACAUGACGUUCACCAAGACAUCACAGAAGUUUGGCCAGUGGGCGGACAGCAGAGCCAACACGGUGUUCGGACUGGGCUUCGCUUCGGAGCAGCAACUAGCCAAGUUUGCCGAGAAGUUCCAGGAGGUAAAAGAAGCAGCCAAGCUAGCAAAGGACAAAUCUCAAGAGAAGGUGGAGACGUUGAGUAAUCACUCUCAGGAGUCCGGACGUGACACGCCCUCAACCAACCAGGCGUCCAGCAUUAACGGGACAGAUGACGAGAAGAUCUCUCAUGUCGGUCCGGAGGCUGCCGUGCUGAAGAGCGAGAACGAACGUCUGAAGAGCGCAGUGGAACAGAGCAACACGAACGCCAAGAAGUGGGAGACAGAGCUGCAGACUUUAAGAGAAAAUAACGCCAGGCUCGUGGACGCACUGCAGGAGUCCUCGGCUAAUGUGGAGAGCUGGAAGAAACAACUCGGUGCCUGCAAGGAUGAGAGUGACACACUCAGGGCAAAGAUUGCAGAACUUGAAGCUCAGUGUCGUGAAGCCGAACAGGAGAAGCAGAAAAACGCCCAGCUGAGUGUACGAGUGCAGGAGCUGGAGGCCGAGCUGCACGACAAAGAGCAGGAGCUGGAGAAUCUGAGGAAGCAGGCAGAGAUAAUCCCUCAGCUCAUGGCAGAGUGCGAGACCAUCACCACAAAACUGCAGGCUGCAGAGAUGAAGAACAACGAACUGGAGGGGAGGAUAGGAUGUCUUCAGACGGACAUAGACGAAAGCCGACAAAAGCAGGGCAACAUGAAGGGCGAGCUGAAGAAGUUCAUGGAUAUCCUGGAUGGAAAGAUAGACGAGCUGCAUGAGUUCAGGCAGGGGCUGUCCAAGCUAGGUGUUGAUAACUGAGGAAAAAGUGGCACUGAGUCGAAAGGGUCAGAGUUCAAGUAUGAAGGAUUCACUACAAGUAUGUCUUCAGGGCAGAAACUAUGUGGCACCUACUCCCCCCCCACCCCCAAGGUGAUGUCCACUCGGAAACUUUCAGCUUUGGCUUCUAAUAAACACUAUCAUGUAAGAAAGAGAUUUUUUUUUCUUUUCUUUUUUUUGAGAGGGAGGGAGAGACUGGCAGGAGGAAGGCCGGCGUGCUCCACAAAAUGGCUCCAUUUGCUGGCAUUGUGAAGCUAAAUCAAGAGCCACACUUCGAGCUUACUUACCCGUUUCUGUGUGUGUGUGUGUAUGUGGGUCGGGGGGAGAAACGGCUUUAAAAAGCUGGUGGUGGGUUCUUAUAUUCUGUCCAUCUGUCUUUUUUUAUUUUUUUUUUCCUGAAGGCUGCAGCGCUUCUUCACUGGCAGUCCGAGUUUAGAGUAGAAGAGGGGACUAAAAAGGGCUAAAAUGAAUAACACGCAGACUGUUGUUCGUUAUCACUCGGCACCGAUUGGUGUGAAUCCUUAUGGCCCCCUCUGAGAAUUAGAGAUAAAAUCCACAGACUGUCCUUGCUGUUGCCUCUCGUCUAUCUCAGGUGUGUUAGAUGACGGUUUGUACUCAUUAGAUUAAUAUGCACAUAUAUGACAAACGGCCGUGACACAAAGUGCCUCCAGGUGAGUCUUAAUCCACCUGGCGAGGAGAACUGGCCAAGCCAUGACCAUCACCAUAAUAACAACUUGAUGAAUUUCGAGCCCGUCCCGAGGACGUCAGUGUGGCGACAAACUGGAAGGACAAAACACGUGUUUGCACAAAAUACUACUAACAGUACUCCGACAAGGGACUGCAGCGGGAAUACAUCAGCUCUCCUGUGGGUGUUUUCAGUGAGCACACUAAUUAUAUUUUACAUUAAGUGGGGGGAAAUCUCCUGUCUCAGGAGAUCUUCCUUCAGAAACAUCCAAUAAUUAUAAUAAUAACAAUAAUAAAGACCCCAUUUUGCCAUGAGUAUAGUGUAGUGUUCAAAGAAUUUCGUGUGUGCAAUAGUAUUGUUGUCCAUUUGUAGAACAAAGACGUACGUCUCCAAGGCUGUCAAUGUGCUUCCUAUACACCUAUACACUAGUUUUGUUAUGGUGGUGGUUAUUUUUGGGUGAGGUGACUUGGUGCUGCUCGACGGGUGAAUAAUGUGAAAGCGCACUUCACUGAAAAAAACAAAAAAAACAAAACAAAAAAAAACAAAACAACAUUUAGACGGCAUGGGCCUUUUCACUACAACCAGAUUCUUGGUUGUUUUACAUAUUUAUUUAUUUUGGUGCCUCUCUGCAACUUGUGUUUCUAGAACAUACCAAGUAAACCAACCUUAAGCUAAUGUCUCUAUAGAUGUACAGUAUACAAUAUAUAUCUAUAGAUAUAUAUAGAUAUAUAAAAUAAGCCAAAUUGUCAGGAUUCAGAGGUUUUGUUUUGCAGGAUGGCGUCACCACUGCUUCUGGGGAAUCCAUUUUGAAACCUGGUACAUUUGAAAUCAAAAGGCACAUGUUGUACUGGCAUAUUUACUGGAUAAUGUUAUGAUGUUCUAAGUUUUUAUUUUUUCCAUCACUGUUUUGAUCUUGUCACAAGAUUCAGAUACUGUAUCUAUAAAGGGACUUCUGUUUUUUUUUGUUUUUUUUUUGCUUCUCUGUCUGUUUAGCCCCACUGUUCAUCAGUCACCUGAACCUGGAUAACACAGCAUAUGAUCCUUCCUUUUGAACCAAUGCCUCUUGUGCACUUUUGUGACUCCUGUUCAAUAUUGUACAAUAGAACUGACAUUUGUUAAAAUUUAGUUUAAUUAUAA